AUGUCCAAAUGCGCGGCAUCCGAGUCUCAUGAUGACGAACCUACCUCGAAAUGCAUCAGGAAUCAUGAAGGAACGAGAGCACCAUCACUGCUGGCAGAUCAUGGCACAUGGCACAUUCUGGAACAGUACCUCACUACUGAGAUGACCUACCCUCAGAUGGAGGCGGCCUUUGCCUCGUACUUGGGCAAUCAAUACAACACAGAUGAUUGGAAAGAAGCUCAUGAUGUGUUGUUCUCUGUCGUUACCCUGUGGAAAGAUUCUGCCAUAUCUGUGUCUGCCCUGAAGGCAGCCAUUCGCUCAAAAAGCACAUGUGUCCGAAGACCAAAACAUCCCUUUAUUGAUGAUGAGGCAUCUGAUGAUGAUGAUGAUGAGGAGGAGGAGGCAGAGGAGGAAAACUCGCAGGUGGAUGGCGAUGAUGGCCCUUCUAUGCGGUCAUUGAACAUUACAUGCUUGCAAGGACCUUUGUCAGCCAAGGAUAGGCUAUCCACAGUGAUCAAUCACAUCUCCAACAGGUAUGAGAAUGCCCCAAGCACCUGUCAUAGAGUGGUCCCAUCCUCCAGUGCUGUCCCAAGCAGGAUGUACCUUCUCCAUGUUCACAGAUCUGCUAUGCAAUGUGUUGCUGAACAUCUCAGGAGCAAUGGUAUUGCAGUUACCAUAUCACCUUGGAUACCAAGCCAGCUCUAUGCUGUCUCAGAUAGCCCUAGAACGAUUGUGACAUCACUUAAAUUACUCUCUUCCUCUGUGAAAGAUUAUACUCACAUCUUGGAGGAAGAAUGA
Messenger RNA from Suillus subaureus, 777 nucleotides. RefSeq lists its product as uncharacterized. The transcript is spliced from 5 exons. Bases 1 to 777 code for a protein of 258 amino acids. The record is from RefSeq and is a predicted model, not a curated record. Lineage: Eukaryota; Fungi; Basidiomycota; Agaricomycetes; Boletales; Suillaceae.